Messenger RNA from Saccharomyces cerevisiae S288C, 1605 nucleotides. NCBI's taxonomy places the organism in Eukaryota, Fungi, Ascomycota, Saccharomycetes, Saccharomycetales, Saccharomycetaceae. The record is from the annotation of a RefSeq genome assembly.
AUGGUACAAAGAUGAUUAUAUUCAACAAAUGCAAAAGAUAUUGCAGUAUUAUAUUUUAUGUUAGCUAUUUUUAGUGGUAUGGCAGGAACAGCAAUGUCUUUAAUCAUUAGAUUAGAAUUAGCUGCACCUGGUUCACAAUAUUUACAUGGUAAUUCACAAUUAUUUAAUGUUUUAGUAGUUGGUCAUGCUGUAUUAAUGAUUUUCUUCUUAGUAAUGCCUGCUUUAAUUGGAGGUUUUGGUAACUAUUUAUUACCAUUAAUAAUUGGAGCUACAGAUACAGCAUUUCCAAGAAUUAAUAACAUUGCUUUUUGAGUAUUACCUAUGGGGUUAGUAUGUUUAGUUACAUCAACUUUAGUAGAAUCAGGUGCUGGUACAGGGUGAACUGUCUAUCCACCAUUAUCAUCUAUUCAGGCACAUUCAGGACCUAGUGUAGAUUUAGCAAUUUUUGCAUUACAUUUAACAUCAAUUUCAUCAUUAUUAGGUGCUAUUAAUUUCAUUGUAACAACAUUAAAUAUGAGAACAAAUGGUAUGACAAUGCAUAAAUUACCAUUAUUUGUAUGAUCAAUUUUCAUUACAGCGUUCUUAUUAUUAUUAUCAUUACCUGUAUUAUCUGCUGGUAUUACAAUGUUAUUAUUAGAUAGAAACUUCAAUACUUCAUUCUUUGAAGUAUCAGGAGGUGGUGACCCAAUCUUAUACGAGCAUUUAUUUUGAUUCUUUGGUCACCCUGAAGUAUAUAUUUUAAUUAUUCCUGGAUUUGGUAUUAUUUCACAUGUAGUAUCAACAUAUUCUAAAAAACCUGUAUUUGGUGAAAUUUCAAUGGUAUAUGCUAUGGCUUCAAUUGGAUUAUUAGGAUUCUUAGUAUGAUCACAUCAUAUGUAUAUUGUAGGAUUAGAUGCAGAUCUUAGAGCAUAUUUCCUAUCUGCACUAAUGAUUAUUGCAAUUCCAACAGGAAUUAAAAUUUUCUCAUGAUUAGCUCUAAUCCAUGGUGGUUCAAUUAGAUUAGCACUACCUAUGUUAUAUGCAAUUGCAUUCUUAUUCUUAUUCACAAUGGGUGGUUUAACUGGUGUUGCCUUAGCUAACGCCUCAUUAGAUGUAGCAUUCCACGAUACUUACUACGUGGUGGGACAUUUUCACUAUGUAUUAUCAAUGGGUGCUAUUUUCUCUUUAUUUGCAGGAUACUAUUAUUGAAGUCCUCAAAUUUUAGGUUUAAACUAUAAUGAAAAAUUAGCUCAAAUUCAAUUCUGAUUAAUUUUCAUUGGGGCUAAUGUUAUUUUCUUCCCAAUGCAUUUUUUAGGUAUUAAUGGUAUGCCUAGAAGAAUUCCUGAUUAUCCUGAUGCUUUCGCAGGAUGAAAUUAUGUCGCUUCUAUUGGUUCAUUCAUUGCACUAUUAUCAUUAUUCUUAUUUAUCUAUAUUUUAUAUGAUCAAUUAGUUAAUGGAUUAAACAAUAAAGUUAAUAAUAAAUCAGUUAUUUAUAAUAAAGCACCUGAUUUUGUAGAAUCUAAUCUUAUCUUUAAUUUAAAUACAGUUAAAUCUUCAUCUAUCGAAUUCUUAUUAACUUCUCCACCAGCUGUACACUCAUUUAAUACACCAGCUGUACAAUCUUAA